Molecule: messenger RNA, 816 nt
Organism: Symbiodinium necroappetens
Lineage: Eukaryota; Dinophyceae; Suessiales; Symbiodiniaceae
Source: the annotation of a GenBank genome assembly
GAACCACAGACUUCUGCCUUCGAGGUCUCCGCACUCGCCGGAAGGCCUGGUGGCAACAAGGCCAUAUCUCCGGCAGACGGGGCCAGUCCACAUCUAUCCGAAAGGCGGCUAUUGACUGAGCUGCAGCGAACCUCCUCGUUCCAGAUUUCUGUCUUUGAUCGCUUGGAGGACGGGGCGCUUGAUGAGCCAACGCAGAGCAGUGAGGAACAAGUUGGUGCGAUGACACUGAGAAAGGAUCAGCUGCAAAUCGUGCAUGCCGACCCGGCCGUAAUUCUCAUCCCGAACCUUUGGAGUCCAGAGGCCUGUGAAAGGCUCAUCUUCACCGCAAAGUGCAGCGACUGGGCUGCAAGACCCAAGGGUACAGGCGUGGGCAGUAUUGGACUAGUGAAGAGGUUCAACAAUGUUUCAGAGCUGCACCAUCGGAAUGCGGAUGUCAAUCUCCCCGACUAUGUGCACCGCUGCAGGUAUGGGGCCGAGGCAUUGGUCCGGAAGCUGUUUCGCGACCUCACAGGAGUGCUGGGUGUUGGUGGCACUGAUGCCAGAGUCUACACGGCAGAGUAUCCACAGGUGGUUCGGUACGAAAGGGGGCAACGCUUCGACUUGCAUCAGGACGCUUUCGCUUGGGAGCAAGCCCACGAGGACGGGUAUCAACGCCACGCUACGCUCUUGGUGUACCUGAACACGGUGGGCUUGGGUGGGUCCACCAGGUUCCCGGAGUUGGCAGUGGAUGUUCAGCCGCAACGUGGUCAGGCCAGCCGGAUGCAGCCGGAUGCUUGCUGUUAUUUGCUAGGGAUUGCGAGGAUGAGUCGGAAGUAG